Centropristis striata (black sea bass) is the source of this 6763-nucleotide messenger RNA. RefSeq lists its product as uncharacterized. The coding region runs from base 1749 to 2843 and encodes 364 amino acids. Gene Ontology annotation, molecular function: lysozyme activity. Gene Ontology annotation, biological process: peptidoglycan catabolic process. The record is from RefSeq and is a predicted model, not a curated record. The transcript has 11 exons. NCBI's taxonomy places the organism in Eukaryota, Metazoa, Chordata, Actinopteri, Perciformes, Serranidae.
CCCGCGCACCGUCCUCGUCCUGCGGGACGGAGAGGAGCUGCAGAGGGAACAGGAGGCGGAGUUCAGCGGCAGGACGGCGGCGCUGCCGGACGGAGCGCUGCAGCUGCUCCACGUCGAGCGGAGAGACAGCGGAACAUACAGGUGGUGAUAGUACAGCAGCCUGGGGUCAUGUUGGUGUCAUGUUCAGUCAUGGUGACAUGUUCUGGAGGUUGAUGUGUUUAUUCAUGUGCUAGCAGUUUAUGAUAUGUUCAGGGACAGGUCAGAGGUGUAUGCAUUACCAGCUGAAGAGGCAGAGACCGUGGUGAAUGCCCCGGUCGAGGGCAUGUUUGCAAGGUCCCAGGCCCCGAAGACCAUCCACAGAGACUAGGGAAGACAUUUUGAGUCACCAUUGUUCAGUGUGAUGUGCGAGCGUCUUGGCAUGCACAAGACCAUUACUACACUCUUGCAUCCCCAGAGUGACAGACUUGUGGAACGUUCAACAGAACCUAAGAACCUGCAGAACACCAGCGUAAUUGGGACAUACCGCUCGUGUUCACGGCCUACAGGUCAGCUGUGCAGGAGAUGGCGUUUGGCAGACCACCGGACACACCAGCUGUUCCGCCAGCACCAGAAUAUGCAAGGAGGCUCCAGAAAGAGUCGGCUCGGCAGAAAGCAGGCAUAAGGCAGAAGAGGAACUUUGAUGUAAAAGCCAGGGGAAAGGACUUCAAGUCCGGAUACCAAGGGCCUCAUGUAUCAAUGCUGCGUUCGCACAAAAACAUUGCGUACACUGUUUAUCCCGCACACACCACAUGUAUGAAAAGUGAACUUGCCGUGAUAAUGUGUGGACCGCUCCGACCAUUCGAGGUGGCGUGAGAAUGUGCGGUGGCACUGCAAACUUUUGUUUGGUGGAAAGAACUGUCUUUCAUGCUCUAUUUAAAAUGUGUUUCAUGUCUAAACUCAAACUACACACAACUGGCUUUGUAUUUACAGUUCAUAGCUCUCGGACAAUGGAGGAAAAUGCCAUUUUCCACCCGCAAUAACCCAUUCUAAAUAUGAGGGGAUAGAUGACUUUUUUUAAUCUGUUAUCAUAUUUUAGAUUUAACCUGUGUACUGCUGCUUACUUGUGCAAUAAUAGAAUGUUGAAGACUGUAUGUUUUUUAAGAUUGUAUAUUUUCUUAAGUCUAUAUAUGUUGCUAUUUACACUUUUUUUAUGUACCAAAUUUUGGUUUUAAUGGUAGAAAUGCGGUAAUGCUUUCCCGGCUUAAAUGGGUUAAUGACUGUGUCAAAGUCCUGAUCGCCGAUUGCUUCUCUUUGGUUAAACAUGGAGAUGUUAACGCUGCAGACAAAGUCCUGGAUGUAAGUAGGACCUGAACCAUUAGCAGCGGAGUACGCCAGAGCUAGAGUCUUGAAGCGUAUCCGCGCAGCCACCGGUAGCCAAUGAAGGGAGCUGAGGAGGGGUGUUGUGUGUGAAGGAGGGGUGUUGUGUGUUAACAGCCACAGUGACACUGAUCCCAGAGCUGAUGCACCGAAAAGCUCAUUUUCCUGCCUCCACCUCAGAGAUCACCACGUCCAGCAGUGGCAGCACGUUUGAUUUGUUUUUAAAUAAUCAGCAGGCAUGCCGGUGAUUUAUAGUCAUUUGUCAUCUGCGUAUUGAUUUGUGGGAGGAGCCGGACGUGGUUGGUCGCCCGUGCAUGUGCUCUGAGUUCUACGCUGGUUGGGAUGUAUCAAAGAAAAGGUGCGCAGAACCCGGUGUAGGAACAGUUUGAUACAUGUGGAGGUGUAUCGUCCUGAGGGGACGUCCUGUGGAGGAAGAGCUGUUCGUCUCUCUGCUUGUCGUUCAGGUGUCUCAGGUGUCCCUCUCAGUGAGACGGUCUUCAUCCAAUCAGCUGCUGGUCCUGUGUGAGUCGGGUCCCUGGUCCCUGGAGCCCCGCGUGUCCCUGCUGGACUCUGGUGGUUUGGUCCUGUCGGCGCGGGUCGAGUCGUCACAGCGACCUGACGACCUGCACAACGUCAUCGCGCUGCUCAGCGCCGCUAAAGGAACUCUGACCUGCAGAGCAGAAAUCCCCGGAACCCACAUCAGCAGCAACAUCAGCGUUCAUAUCUCAGACGACUGGGACUCGGAGGACUCGGAGCGACUCGUCUGUGUUUUCGUGUCUCUCUGUUGUCUCCUGCUGUUGUGUGUCUUCGUCGUGCUCGUCUUGUUGCCGCUGACGACCAUCGGGAAGCUGCGAUCAUAUCUGUGGCGCCUCGCAGAUUUCUUCUUUGGGCUGAUUCGUCGGGACGCAGACGGACGGCUUGAUUUCGGGGACAUCCGUCUUGUGAGGGCAUCAGGAGCUUCUGAGGAGACGGCGAGAGCCAACGAGUUGAUCUGCAAAGGAGCUUGUGGUGUCUCUGCAUCUCGUCUUCUGGCUGAAAGUGACCUGAAGCUGCUGCUGAGAUACAAAGACAUGAUCAACAGCGUGGGACAGACCCUCGGCGUGGCGCCCGCUCUGCUCGCUGCUAUCAUGUCUCGCCAGUCCCGGGCCGGUGCCGAGCUGAGGGAGGACGGCUUCGGACGCGUGGACGGAGACUGCUUCGGCCUGAUGCAGAUCAACAGGCGGUACCACCCCUUGAAGGGGGCGCCAUGCAGCAGAGAGCACGUGGACCAGGGCGCCACCUUCCUCAUCCAGAUGAUGAAGGUCAUGAAGAGGACCAAACCAGACUGGGACCAGGAGCAGAAGCUCAAAGGUGCGUUGGCGUGUUACGUGGCGGGUGAGGAUAAGGUUAUUCCUCUGACCUUUGACCUGCUGGACUCGGUGACGCCACACAGAGAUUUCUCCAACGACGUCAUCGCCAGAGCUCAGUGGCUCUCUGACCACUUCUAACAACACUCCUCCUCCUGCUCCCUUUUUUUUUUUAACCUGAAGCAGUGUGUGUCUGGCCACACACAAGCAUGGUCAUACAUUAGACUUGGCUCUUGCUCACUCUACAAAGACUGUGAAUCUUGCAGGGUCACUAUUUACAAGACUACAACUAGAUUUCCUUUAGCAUUUUUUACCUACCAUGCAAUUUUUGUGUGUGCAGUGGUUUGUGUUGAAAAAAAAAACAACAACAAAAAGAAGAGAAGACGCCACAAAAGGCCCCCUCACAAAGCUGAAAAUGGAUUUCUGUUUUUCUGACAUGCAAAGUUGACUAUUUUACAGUAAAAAUAGAUAUAAGGAAGAAUAAAGGAAAGGAAACUGUAGAAAAGAAUUCAUGAUAUACAUUUAUGUCCUAUUUAAUUAUAAUUUGUUUAAUUGAAUAAUUAUACUUAUCAGCUCUAUCAACUUUCAUUUAGUUAAUCACACAUUCAUCAUCAAUUAUUUAUUACUUAUUUAUGUAUACAUUUAUUUAUACAUUUUAACUGGGUCUCCUUACUGUUCCCUUUACUAAGAAACAGCGCCCCCAAAAUCCUGCUUGUGGCUGUAAAUAUAUUACAUCUCUAUAUUUGUAUUUAGGACUGAGUUUACUAACAUUAUUGUGAUGUUACUUUUUCCUGUCGAAGUGGUUUUACUGCCGGUCUGGAACUGCUCAUCUAUUGGUUGUUGAUUGUGUUACGUCACUGCGACUUGCAAACCCGAGACUAGGAAAAGACUGAUAUGAAACAGCGCCGAUUACUACCUUACACUUAACGAUCGGGAUGACGGGAGCGUGCUGUGACUCCAGUAAGACUCCUAGAUUUACUAAAGAUUUUCAGUUUUUAGUCUGGGACUGUGAAAAUCGUUUGGUGUAAGCCCAGCAUUAUUUAGCGUUCAUCUCUUCAUCUUUCUGUGUGCCUGCUAAACGUUGUUCACCUGUCAGGCUCUGUCGUGCUUUUAACCCCCUCACUGCUGGAAACUUCUCUGCUGCCUUCUCUGCGCGCCCCGAUUCAGCCACUGCUGAUACGAAGGAGUUCUGCUCCUGGUUUAACUCCUCCUGACUUUCUAUAAUGGACUGUGGCUCUUUAAAACCCAGGCAGUCUAUGGCUAGAGCUGAACUCUGGUUUAAUGACAGAAACUUGUGCAGCCAGAUGGGAAUGUUGCAGAGCCGAACGCAGGUGGAAGAAGGACGAGCUGCAGAUUCAAUUUCAGAUUUUAAAGGACUGCUGGUGCUCUUAUCAAAACAUUGUAAAGGAAUCCAAAUGAGAGUUUUGUCACUAAAAACUACAAGAACCCCCUUGUACUGUUGAGAACAAGUGACUCUGUCCUGAAUGUCCCACAAUCUGUAUGUUUGGAAACAUCCAUCAAUGUGUGCAAUAGUUUUCUGCACUUUUUUAUUUAGAAAGUUGCUUCCACAAGAGCUCUCAUCCGUCCACUCACCUUUGACCCUUCUGUCUCUGUUCCUUUCCCAGCGAUGUUCAACGCAUUUAAACAUGCGACUGUCAGUUUUAGAGGAUGUGGUGGCCCAUAUGAAACCAUCAGGUUCCCCUCGUGAGGUGGUCCCUCCCCACAAGUUUUCCCUACUCUAGGGCCCUCGGUUCUGACGAUUGUAAAUAGCAGUCUGUCCUCUGGUGUUGUCCCCAUAAGCCUCAAACACGCAAUCAUACAACCCUUGCUGAAGAAGCCUGGCCUUGACAGCACUGUUUUAGCAAAUAUCAGGCCCAUCUCCAAGUUGCUGUUUGUCUCCAAAAUCCUGUAGAAAAUAGUCUAUGCAAAACUAAAAACUUUCCUUGAUGAACACAUUAUCAUGGAGGUUUUUCAGUCUUGGUUUUAAAACAUUGCAUAGCAUGGAGACUGUUCUUUUAAAAGUUUUUAAUGAUAUUUUAAUGGCAAAUGAUAAUGUCAACCAUGUUGUUCUUGUGCUGCUCGACUUGACUGCUGCCUUUCGUCAAUCACAUUAUCCUGUUAAAACGUCUGCAGCAGCUUGUGGGCAUUGGUGGUAGCGCACUGGAGUGGUAAUGGUCCUACUUAGCGGACAGGACUAUGUGUGUUGGUCUUGGGGCUAGUGAAUCCUCCACCGCUCCGCUCUUAUAUGGGGUCCCACAUGGUUCAACUUUAGGACCUAUGCUUUUCUCCCUUUGCUUGCUGCCCCUAGGGUCUAUCCUUAGAAAACAUGGCGUCUCUUUCCAUUGUUGUUCGCUGACGACAGCUAGAUUUAUGUCCCCCUAAGGAAAAGUGAGACAUUUUCUAUCAAACCCCUGCUGGCCUGUCUUGACGAUGUGAAAGCCUGGAUGGCCCUUAACUUCCUCAAUUUCAGUUCGGAGAAAACAGAGGUGAUUGUGUAUGGCCCUAGUGGCUCCUGCGAAUCCUGCCCUGUCGACAGGGUGGCAAUUUCACAACAGCCAAGACAGCCAUGGCCAUCGUUGCCCCGCACUUUGGCCUUGAUGCCCUGUGAAAAAAUGUUAAAUUUAUGGCCAAGGUGGCCUUUGCGCCCCUGUCAAAGUUCCAGUAUAAACACAACUAGUGACGCAAGGAGGGCUUAUGGAAUUAUACAGCCAUCCUAGUGGUCAAACCCCGACCCACUCUCCGUCGAGACAUGCGCAUCAACACAUGGCUCAUUUUAAUAUUCAAAUGAGCCAUGUGUUGAUGCGCAGCACAGGUAAGCUAGCGGGACAAGCUGUUUUGAUAUGUUGUAACUGAACUAUGUGGUAGUAUUUGACAGGACUUAACAUUUACGUUAUUAUAGGAAGUACUAUUGAUAGGUAAUUACCAUUGUAUUAGCCUAUUUAAAGUCGACUCGUUAACGUUACAUUUUUGCGUCAUGAAAACUAGCGAUAGCUAGCUAGUUGGGAUAUCGCUAAUGUCUCCCUACCUCAGGGACAAGGGGUCGACAUGUAGCUGAUGUAAAUUUCACCUCAGCAGGUUCCUUUUUAUGGCAGGAGGAGGCAUUAACUCAGGCAGGAGAUUCAUUUUGCCAUCUUUUCAAAAUAUAUGCAUUUGCCAUCUUUUCAAAACGGGUUCAUUUGUCAUUUUCCAAAAAGGAUCUUUCUAAUAUAUUUAAUAUAUUGUGCACUGCACUGUGUCAGGAGAAAGUGUAUUUCUGAUACUUCUGUGUUUAGGUCACAGUGUUGGCUGUUGUCUUUCUCUACCAGUAUUUGUCUCUACCUUCUCACUUCUAUGGCCAGGCUCUAACACUGUUUCAGCCUCUCUCUCUCUCUCAAUCACAUUAUCUCUCACAUUCUCUCUCUCACACACACACACAUUCUAUUUCUCUCUCUCUCUCUCUCUCUCUCUCCCAUACUACUGUUUUACUUAAAUUAAAACAAAUGUUUUAAUACAUAAUUAAUGUUUCUUGGUGAAUGAGAAUGUUAAGGUAUUAAUCUGAAAGGUAAAACCAGUGUAAUUUAACCAAACGGCCUUUGUGCCCUGUCAUGUGGCCUUUUUGCCCUUAAAUAAAAUGUCAACGGGAAAGCCAAAUGGCCUUGCCCCUAAAAUGACGAAAUUCCAAGCCUGCCUGUCGACUUUCAUCCUUUGGCAGCUUAUACAAAGUCGACUGUCACAAACCUGGGUUUUAAAAUGGACAGUGAUUUUAAACUGGACCGCCAAAUUAGUGCAAUAGUGAAAUCUUAUUUAACACACUCUUUUCAACUAAUUGCCCAAUUGCACAGCCUUAAGAGCGUGCAUAUCACGAAUGCUGGCUUGUUGAUUUUCUGAGAAUCUACUGCACCUACUGGUACCUUGUUUGCCAUGCACCAAUAAAAAUAUACUAAAAACCUGGAUUAAUCUGGUUAGUCACAUUGGACUGCUGUUAUUUUGAACACUACUGUAUGUCUAUAUUUAUAAAUAUAUGUAUAUCUUUUCUUUUUUCUCUUUUUUCCCUGUUACGAUUAAAAUAUAAUCAUAGAUAA